UUUUAACCUUUGCCAUAAGGGACAUUCCGGACAGAAAAAGCCAUUUCAAACAAACUCAUUUCACGCCGCUAUCACACAGCGGGUCUGGGACUCCGGGUCACAUCGUAAUAAUAAUUGUAAACAGUGAAAUUUCCUCCAUGUCACCGAAAAAGAAACCAAAGCGAACCCAGUAUCUAAUUCAGAACCAAGCGACGAAAAUGUACUGUUGCUAAACUGUUUAUCACGCUUGCCGGUGUGAAGUACACAGUGAUUAAGUGUUACUUAUAUAAGCUUAAGUUUACACGAUGUACAAUCUUGGACCAGUGUAGGAAAGUGAAGCUCACCAGUAAAGCGUAAUGAAGGUCUGCACAUCCUGAAUUUUUAAUCCUAGUAUCAAACGGAUCUUCUUCUUCUUCCUCUUCUUCUGCUAAUUCGACUUUUUCUUUCUCUGCGUCCUCUUUUUUCUGCUUUCCAUGUCCCGAUCCAUGGAACGCUCUUCCGCCAUGAUGAGACAUGACUGACAUGUGGACACUUUGUGUAAUGGCAAAUGAAGGAACUCCCUGAGAUAACAUCUGCUAGUAACGCAGGCUCCAAUAUUUGUAAAAUAUGGCGGGUUUGCAGUGUUUUGGUUGUGGGCAAGAAUUUGGCUUCUUUAAACGAGAGCAUGGAUGCAAAAAAUGUGGCCGACUGUUUUGCUCUGGCUGUACUUCUCAUUCAGUGAUUUUGCCAGAACAUGGUUCAAAGAAAAUGAAAGUGUGUGAUCAGUGCUACAAGAAUACAACAAGAAAGCUGGAGAAGGAAUCUCAAGGUGCAGAUGGGCGUAAUUUGAAUGACUUAAACAAGGACACCGCUUUACCUAGACCUAGUUUUAGCACUAGCAGUUGUCAGAAAAGCGACACAGCAGCUGGAAAAGUUGAAAGAAAUAUACAUGUACCUAGCUCAGCAUCUUCAGAAAAUGAAAAUCUCUCAGCUGAUCCUGACGAGGCAAUUAGGAGGAGGCUUGUAGAGCUGAAGACCAAUGAUUCUUGUCCAGAGAAACUGCCAGGGUCAGCACUAACAGAUCAAGAAUUAGGAGAAAGGUUUGAGAGCCUCACUGGCAGAAAGGCAACAUCCAUGCAGAAAUCAAAUAUCAAUACCCUCCUGCCAAAGAAAUCUGAGGUGGAAGAGGUGAAUGAUUUGAUGAAGCAAAUGUUAGAAGAAACCAAGCUUGACGAGGAUGAUCCAAUGACUGCAGUUACAGUUACAGACAAGGAAAUUGAACAGAGGCUGGCAAAACUGAAGGAUAUUGAUCCAAGUCUCACAAAUCAACCUAAAUUUAGUGACUUUGACAGUGAUGAAGAUGAUGAAACAGCAAGUAAAAGAUACCUCAAACAGAUAUUAGAUGAAGCAGCUCUGGAAAUAAAAACAGAUGAUAUUGACACUGGUAAAGGUCUUAGCAGCACUGGCAAGUCUAGAUCUCAAAAGCCAGGAAAAUCUAAGCCUGCAGAUGUCAAGCCUUCAGCCAAGCUUAGCAGCAUUUUUAGUAAAGAUUAUGAAGCAAACAGUGAUGACGAUGAGUUACCCUGGUGUUGUAUAUGCAAUGGAAAUGCUGUGUUAAGAUGUCAUGGUUGCGAUGAUGACUUGUAUUGUCGGCGUUGCUACAGAGAGGGCCACAGUCGGGAGGAUUUUGAAGACCAUGACAUAUCAGAAUACAGGCCACCGAGAAAGAAAACAUGAUCUGCAGAAUAAUUUAUUCCAUCCCUGUGUUAAUUUGCCACGAUAUUUAUAAAAUAUGGGGUGAAAACAAUAUUUUUAUUAUGAAUAUAAUUAUACAAUAGUCAUGAAUAUAUUGUCUCAGUCAGCUGAGGAUAAACAGAAAACUAAUUUGAGGAUUACAACAACCCGCGAAACUUUUA
Molecule: messenger RNA, 1874 nt
Organism: Orbicella faveolata
Lineage: Eukaryota; Metazoa; Cnidaria; Anthozoa; Scleractinia; Merulinidae
Product: abscission/NoCut checkpoint regulator-like
Biological process (GO): abscission; mitotic cytokinesis checkpoint signaling
Cellular component (GO): midbody; centrosome; cleavage furrow
Molecular function (GO): phosphatidylinositol-3-phosphate binding; metal ion binding
Source: RefSeq, a predicted model, not a curated record